CGUCCCUGACCGUUCCGAGUAUUCGGUUAAUUUGCUUUUUUUGGGUCGGUGGGUUUCGGCUUUUUCUGCCCUUAGUGGCUUUUCUUCCCCAGCCUCGCGUGGCCCCGCCCUUCCGGACUUUGCCCCAAGAAGAAGGUGGCUCCCACCCGGUGGCCUUCCCUUCUGGCGCGCUGCUUCGGACUACAGCGCCCAUCAUCCCUGGCCAGAGCCCCAUUGGGUGCUGCCCAAAGCCCCCGAGCGGACCCGGCUCCCUUCACCGCUCCGCACGCGUGGAAAGGCAGCCCGGCCCCAAGUCAGAGUGGGAGCCAAGCCCCUGGCGAGAAAGCCCCACCCGAGACGCCUGGGGAGAGGAGGGGGUUGGAGGCGAACGCAGGCAAAGCGCGGCUUCCCCGCUGGAGCUGCUUUCCAAAGGGGCCCCUUCUUGGGUGCCUGUGGAGCAGAGAGACCGGCCACUGGGGCGCCGAGCCUGCAAACUUAGCCAGGCAAGCCCACCCACCCACUUCUCUGCAAGCCACAGCAUGCGGAGGGCAGCCUGACUAGUUGCAGAAGAAGCCCCCGAGGAUCUGGGUUGCAAAUGACAGCUCCCUCCUCCCCCAUGAGUCUCAAAUGGGAUGUGGGGGAUGCUGAGGGUGGUGGGACCCCCUGCCUGCCAGGGGAAAGCCGCAGCUGGGCCCUGGGAGAGUCAGCAGCUGAGAGAAGGGGAGGAAGUUCCCAGCUGGGAAGAGAAGGUUGGUCACUGGAAGAGACCCAAGUUCUUCCCUCCUGCCAGCUUGGCAAGGAGAGGGCAGCCAACGGCCCUAAUCCGGAUCACAAAAGGAGGAAGGGUCCAGCUGCACAGGGACCCUUGGACCCCCCGCCAGGGAGGCCAGCAUCGGUAAAUCUGUUUGGCCUCUCAGAAGGGCCCAUGAGAGGCUGCAAAGCAAGCAUGCCAAAUUGGCAUGAGAUACCCCUUGGCACCUGGCAUAUCUCCCUGAGCCACCGAGGCUGCCUUGGAAGCUGGGCACCCAGCUGGCAUCUUCCCUGCUGCGACCUUGGAGCUGGGCCCAUGUUCCAUGGGCUGACCUUGCGCCCACAAUGCCCUGAGGGGUGCAGCUCUAUAAAGCCGCCCUCUGGCCCAAGGACUGGACACUCUGGCCAGGAUGAAGGCUUUGCUCAGCACCCUCCUUCUUCUCCCACUGCUCUUCACCACCGGCCAGGCCCAGUGCCCAGCCCCCACCGAGCUCAAGAACCCGCACCCCAAUGGCACCAAGGUCUGUUCCCAGAUGUACACGGAUGACAGUCCAUACUACGACCUCUGCUGCGGUGGGAGCCUCCUGAUGGUCUUGGCGGGUGAAGACCAACCGUACAUGCCCACGGCUUUCAACAACAAGGUCUCCUCGCUGGUGGUGGGCCAACGGUGCGAGCUGACCGUCUGGUACAAGAAGGGCAAGGGUGGCAACACGCGGAAAUUCAAAGCCGGAGCCUACCCACGCCUGCAGGAGUUCAAGAGAGGCCUCUUUGGCGACUGGGACAACUCAAUCUCCGCUUACUACUGCAAGUGCAACUGAGUCGGCCUGGCGUGAGCCAAGAAGGGAGCUGCCACCAUCCUGCCCAUCCUCUCUCAAGUGACCCCCAGAGCCCCCGCAGCUGAAGGUCCAAAAUGUGCGGACGCCAUCUCCCCAAAUCUUCUCUUCUGCCCGCCUCUCAUAGCAACAGCAGCAGCAGCAGCUCAGCUGAAGAUCUUGGCAACCCACCGAGAGGCAGAAGAACGGGCAGCCCUGAACCAGCCCGGCCCUCCUGUGAACUGAGCAUCCAAAUAAGCAGAAAAACGGAACCAAAAAGCAAACUUUUUCUCCCACGGCCCCCGAAACAGCACACUGAGGAGGGCCUUUGAUUGGCCCAGGAGCUUCUCCUUCCUCCCCUUUGAGCGAGGCAGGCUUGUCACCUUGCGGGAAAGAUUUGUUCCAGCGGCCGCCUUAAGAUCUUCCACGCAGCCCUUUGUUCUCCUCCCUCCCGGCUCCAAAGGCCGCGCUCUUCCCCAGACCCUCUUGGAGCAGACGGCCCUUCCGUCCCGGCUCAGCCUUUAUGGUGGCGCCUCUGAAACCUCAUUAAAAGCAAAGCAACGUGA
Messenger RNA from Pantherophis guttatus, 2107 nucleotides. RefSeq names its product syncollin (gene SYCN). The record is from RefSeq and is a predicted model, not a curated record. NCBI's taxonomy places the organism in Eukaryota, Metazoa, Chordata, Lepidosauria, Squamata, Colubridae. Gene Ontology annotation, biological process: exocytosis. Gene Ontology annotation, cellular component: secretory granule membrane.